AUGCCCUCAUUGAUCAGCAGAUUCAUCGUUUCAAGUCUUCUACUUCUAGGCAUUCAUGCUUACCAUUCUAGACCGAAAUCAGAAGAACUUGCGUCUAAGAUUGACUACGAUGAUCAAUCGACCACAUUGGAAUCAAUUGCCAGGAUAUCAGCACCGCCACACGUUCCCAUCGAACAGCCUCAAACAUCCGACACAGAAAUAUUGGAACAUCUUCUGACACGUGGAUACGAUCACCGAGUGAGACCUCCAGGAGAAGAUGGAACAAUUCAUGGAGGACCUGUAGUGGUUACAGUCAAUAUGCUUAUUCGAAGUAUUUCAAAAAUAGACAAUGUAAAUAUGGAAUACAGUGUUCAACUGACAUUCCGUGAGAGUUGGGUCGACAAAAGACUCAGUUAUGGUGUCAAAGGAGAUGCUCGACCAGAUUUCUUGAUUUUGACUGCUGGACAAGAGAUCUGGAUGCCUGACUCGUUCUUCCAGAAUGAGAAACAAGCAUAUAAACAUAUGAUUGACAAGCCAAACAUUCUAAUCAGAGUACACAAAGACGGAACAAUUCUGUAUUCCGUUCGUAUCUCACUGGUUCUUUCUUGUCCAAUGCAUCUACAAUAUUAUCCAAUGGAUGUUCAACAAUGUUUCAUUGAUCUUGCUUCGUAUGCAUACACUACAAAAGAUAUUGAAUACAUCUGGAAAGUGGAGAAGCCAGUUCAAUUGAAAGAUGGCCUUUCGAGUUCGUUGCCAUCCUUCCAGUUGACGAACACUUCGACUACUUAUUGUACCAGUAAGACGAAUACAGGUGCAUAUUCCUGUUUGAGGACUAUUUUGUCGCUGAGAAGGCAAUUCAGUUACUAUCUACUCCAGCUGUACAUUCCAUCUUGUAUGCUUGUCAUCGUCUCCUGGGUCUCAUUCUGGAUCGAUCGAACUGCCGUUCCAGCUCGUGUCACACUUGGAGUCACAACACUUCUCACAAUGACAACUCAAUCUUCGGGAAUUAACGCAAAACUUCCACCGGUUGCCUAUAUCAAAGCAAUCGAUGUUUGGAUUGGUGCUUGUAUGACAUUCAUUUUCUGUGCUCUUCUCGAGUUUGCGUGGGUUACAUACAUUGCAAACAAACAGGAUGCAAGCAAGAGAGCACGUCUCGAUAGAGAGAAAUCAGAAUUGCCGUUCCUUCAAAACUCGCAUAAUGACGUUUGGGUUCCAAGAGAAGUUGCUGAACAAGAGAGAGAAGUGAUGACAGUUCGAUUGAAUCGUCGACAGAGCAACAGCUUCUGGAAGUGGAUUAAAACAAAAACUGAAUGGAACGACAAGUCGAAACGGGCGGAUCUUAUAUCUCGAGUGUUGUUCCCUGUGCUUUUCCUCACUUUCAACAUUUCAUAUUGGACACAUUACGGACAAUAUGGUGUUGCCAUCAGUACUUGA
Molecule: messenger RNA, 1413 nt
Organism: Caenorhabditis remanei
Lineage: Eukaryota; Metazoa; Nematoda; Chromadorea; Rhabditida; Rhabditidae
Exons: 5
Coding region: 1-1413 (470 amino acids)
Biological process (GO): chloride transmembrane transport; chemical synaptic transmission; signal transduction
Cellular component (GO): neuron projection; membrane; synapse
Molecular function (GO): chloride channel activity; neurotransmitter receptor activity; extracellular ligand-gated monoatomic ion channel activity
Source: RefSeq, a predicted model, not a curated record